Messenger RNA from Seminavis robusta, 1282 nucleotides. Lineage: Eukaryota; Bacillariophyta; Bacillariophyceae; Naviculales; Naviculaceae. The record is from the annotation of a GenBank genome assembly.
CCGCAGUCUACGGUCGGUUGUCGGUUGUGCUGGUUUAUUCGUAAAAAGGUUCUUUCGUCGAGCCAAAGCCUUUUUUGGCCUCUUGGAUAUCUUUUUCCGUGACUACGAGUGCCCAGUACCGGUAGUCGCGCAUCCAAGUUGACUUACCGCUACGAGUUGACACAAUCAAGACAACCAUCCAACUGUCUCCCAAGUCCCAAGCUUUCUUGCUUGAACCCACCGGUACGUCCCUCCCAACAUCCACACAAACACGCCAAAUACAGCACUCUUAGUUUGUUUUAGUAAAAAGACAAAGAAAGACAAAAUGGUCCCCACAAUCAACGGCGGCGAACCCCCCAAGCCCAUGCCCAUGGCGAUUAUGCGGAACGCCCACGAGGUGAUUCGAGGCGGCAUGAAGGACAUUCAGACGGCCCUGGACAAGAACCGAUUCCAAGAUGCGACCACACUGUAUCAAGAUUUGACGUUUUUUAAUAACAAGCACCUGCUGAUGGAAGAAGGCGUGGAAGGUGGUGCCAAGGGUCUCUUUCAAAUGAUGGACGAUCAUGCCGAUGGCGCCGCCACGAAAGCCGGGUUGCGAGAGCGUCACACGGUCUUGACCAAACUGGAAUUCGAAUUGGAAGAACACUUUGUCACGCAUCCCGAUUUGAUCAAGGUCAAGACGGCGUGGGCGAAUUUCCAAAAGGAAAAUGAGGCUCAUUUGGUAUUGGAAGAAUCCAUUCUCAUGCCGUGUGUCCAGCAGAUGGUCAAGUCGGGAAAACCCGUCAAGAAACUCAUGAAAACCUAUUUUAUGCCCGUGCUCACGGAAGAUGAUGCCGUCAUGGAACGUUUUCUCAAAUUCGGAAACACGGUCUUGGAACGACACGAUGGAAACAUGCCACGAGUUCGAGUCUUUGAUCAGGCGUUCUGGGCCGUCGCCACUCCAGCCCAAUGGGAACAGUGGAGCCUGUGGAUCAAGCAAAGUUUGACACCCAACAAGUAUAGACAGGUCAUGGGGGAAAUCAAGCUGUGGAUUGAUGAGCAAAACUCGGCUUGGGCUUAGCUAAAACAAAAGCAAAAGCAAAAACAAAAACAAAAAAGAAGAAGAUUAUCUGUUGUUGGAUCAUGGAUGACAUUAUGUGGCGUUGCGUGGUAUAAUUGACACGCUCUUUUUUGGAUUUUAUCAAGGCAUGACAAUGGCUGAAUUAAUCAAUCAGUCCAAUCGAACAAUCAACAUGCCGCCUAAGGAAACAAAGAGAGAAUGAAGUAUUUGUGUUGGGAAAAGUUUUUGAAUAUCUGAACUAUG